Hylaeus anthracinus is the source of this 3975-nucleotide messenger RNA. RefSeq names its product signal transducer and activator of transcription 5B (gene Stat92E). Gene Ontology annotation, biological process: defense response; regulation of cell population proliferation; cell surface receptor signaling pathway via JAK-STAT. Bases 273 to 2756 code for a protein of 827 amino acids. Gene Ontology annotation, molecular function: DNA-binding transcription factor activity, RNA polymerase II-specific; RNA polymerase II cis-regulatory region sequence-specific DNA binding. The transcript is spliced from 8 exons. The record is from RefSeq and is a predicted model, not a curated record. Lineage: Eukaryota; Metazoa; Arthropoda; Insecta; Hymenoptera; Colletidae.
GCACUCCGUCGUCGUCUGCGCUGAUGAGAGUAACGCAGAAGGGGGAAAGUUAUUGAUGAGAUUCGCGUGUGCGACCGGUCCCCGCGAUUCUUACGUUUACGAUUAUUACGCGGCAGAUUAAGUAGCGUGUAUCAGUUCAAAGGUCACGUCUGGAGCAAAUUGAACUAAAGAGUGGGACAGAGAAAGAUAGAUAGUGGGAUCUUCUACAAAGAUCCUAGUUGCUUCCGUCUUCGGACUAGCAGCAGGUUAAAGUAUUUGCACCAGAAGCGAAAAUGUCACUGUGGGCAAAAGCACAGCAAUUGCCACAAGAUGCAUUGCAACAAGUACGUUCAGUGUACGGAGAACAUUUCCCAAUUGAAGUUCGACAUUUUUUGUCUACUUGGAUCGAAGAAAAAAUGUGGACCGACAUAGAACCUGAAAAUCCACAGCACGAACAGUAUGUAGCUAAUCUUGUCAUAUCUCUGAUACAAGAAUUGGAAUCCAAAGCAGCUUCAUUAAAUACAGAUGAUAUGUUUCUUACAAAGUUAAAAUUAAUUGAGGCUGCAAAAAAUUUUCGCCAAAGAUACACUCACAAUCCGACAACAUUGUUUAGAAUAAUUAGACACUGUCUAGCAACAGAAAUGAACUUAGUAGCUCAAGUAGAAAAUUUGGGAGGUGCUUUAAUGAGCAAGGCAGGUGGAAAAGUAGGAUUGAUCAGUGAUUCUGUUGCUGAAAUAGCGCAACACGUUGAAUCUUUACGACGCAGAACGCAAGAAACUGGAGAAGAUUUACGAAAAAUGGAGCAAGAACAAGAAGCAUUUGCAAUUAGUUAUCACGAAUGUACUAAAUUAAAUGCGCAUCUUCAACAUCUUGCAACUCAGCCACAAAAUCAGCAAAAUUUAGACCUGGAAAAAAAGAUCAGAAGACAAAAGGAGCAACAAGAACAACUACUAAAUCAUAAAGUGGCUGGUUUGAUGCAGUUACGUUUGACAUUAGCUGAUAAACUGAAGGACACGAUCACCAGACUAAACAGUUUGCAAUCUAGAGUUUUGGAUGAUGAACUUAUUAGAUGGAAAAGAGUACAACAAUUAUCAGGAAAUGGUGCGCCGUUUAACAGCAAUUUGGAUACCAUUCAAGAAUGGUGUGAUAGUUUAGCAGAAUUAAUUUGGCUUAAUCGUCAACAAAUCAAAGAAGCAGAUCGUUUAAAACAAAAAUUUGCGCUCGAACCACCAGGAAUGCAAGAUAUUCUUUCUACGUUAAAUUCACAGAUCACACAGCUUCUUAGUUCUCUAGUUACUAGUACAUUUAUCAUAGAAAAGCAACCGCCGCAAGUAAUGAAAACCAAUACACGUUUUACGAGUACGGUACGUCUUCUCGUGGGUGGAAAAUUAAACGUUCAUAUGAAUCCACCUCAAGUAAAAGUGAGUAUCAUUAGCGAAGCUCAAGCAAAUGCUAUGUUAAAGAGCGACAAAAUGGCAAAAAAUGGAGAAGUUAGCGGUGAAAUCUUGAACAAUACAGGAACAAUGGAAUAUCAUCAGGCAACCAGACAACUUUCCGUAAGUUAUCGUAACAUGCAAUUGAAGAAGAUCAAAAGGGCAGAAAAGAAGGGAACAGAAUCCGUCAUGGAUGAAAAAUUCUCGCUCCUCUUUCAAUCGCAAUUUAACGUUGGGGGAGGUGAAUUAGUAUUCCAAGUUUGGACGUUAAGUUUACCAGUUGUAGUAAUUGUACAUGGAAAUCAGGAACCACACGCGUGGGCUACGGUUACAUGGGAUAACGCUUUCGCUGAACCUGGAAGAGUACCAUUCGCAGUACCUGAUAAAGUUCCAUGGGGUCAAGUAGCCGAAGCGUUAAACGUUAAAUUUAAAUCGGCAACAGGCCGUUCGUUAACGGAAGAUAAUCUUCGAUUUCUCGCGGAAAAAGCAUUUCGCGGAGGAAACGCGGCUGGACAAGAUUAUUCCGGUUUGCUACUGAGUUGGGCGCAGUUUUGCAAAGAGCCAUUGCCCGAAAGAAAUUUCACGUUCUGGGAAUGGUUUUACGCCGUGAUGAAGUUGACCAGGGAACACUUGAGGAGUCCUUGGAUCGACGGGUACAUAAUGGGAUUCGUAAGAAAGAAACAAGCUGAAGAAAUGCUGGCGAACUGUCCGUCAGGAACUUUCCUAAUGCGCUUUUCAGAUUCCGAACUCGGUGGGGUUACUAUCGCUUGGGUUGGAGAACAAACCGAAGUCUUUAUGUUACAACCGUUCACCAGCAAAGAUUUCGCAAUCCGCAGUUUAGCGGAUCGCGUGUCCGAUUUACAACACUUACUGUACCUCUACCCAGAUUUGUCGAAAGAUCAAGCAUUUUCCAAAUAUUACACACCGUUUCCAGAAAAUCAAUCUACGUCAACGAACGGAUAUGUGAAACCUUUGUUAGUAACGCACGUACCUGGUUGGGGCGGGCCGGGUGUCGGUGGUCAGACACCGUCACACUCUUCUGUAGUCGGGGUAGGCAGUAGUGGUCAGAGUGGUCCAGGUGGUAGUUAUCCUGCAACGCCGUCCACUAUGUUCCAAGCGCACAGUCCUGACCCGUCCGUAACACGCGAUACUCCAUCGGUGGCUUCCAGCUACGCUCCGGGCCUUGGCCAGUCAGGCGUUGGGCGAACAAACACGGACAUGGACUAUGCAGAUCUGAUGAGUCACAGUGAGCUGCCCCCGAUCGACGAUAAUAUCGACUUGGAACACUUUAAUGGCUUUAGCUUCUCCGAGUUCAUACAAUCGUACAACACUAAGCCGCAAUAGGUAUGUCGGGAUGAUCGCGAUAUAUAUUUCUUUUGUUGAAUUGAUCGCCUUCGUUUAUCCAUCCACGAUACAACUUUUAAACGUAUGCAAUUCGAUGGUAUGCGAUCUAUGUUUAUCGUUGUUUAAUAGGGGAGGGAUGUAAAAAGAAAAUUAUCGUUUCGUCGUCAUCAAUAUCGUUCAUCUAACACGUUGUACACACUUAUUUUUAAUUCUAUUCGUCUCUGGCGAAGCGUAGCAUAUCUUGUGACCCUUUGCAUUUGGGGUCAUCUCGUUGCAAAGUAUGCAAACAAAGCUGACACGCUAAAUAUUAUUAACUUUUGAGCUCUGUAAUUUAUUGUAACGAUAUUCUGUCCACGCUCAAAUUGUACCAAUUCGCUUUCUUUAAGCCUUGACACCGCUGUGAAUAUACUUCAUAUUUUUUUUUUUUUUUUUUUAUAUAUAUAUAUAUAUAUAUAUACAUAUCUCGGUAUAUAUACUGUAUUUAAAAAAUUUGCGCUCGCGUAAGUUUGUCCUGUAUCUUAUUUACGAUAUUUCCUCAGUAGUGACAUCCGAGUGCAAAGGGUUUAUUAUAUCGUGUAAGUGCAAUAUACAUAUAUGUAGUAUAAUGUCUCGAGGCGAUCGCCAUCGAUUUUAGUUACUUUGCAUACGAACGAAACAAAAAGUCGCACGAAUAUUUAUACAUUAUCACUUACGUGUUACUUAGCUGCGAUUAGGCACGUCCAUAUGUGUAUCGUAAUUGACAUUAUUUCAUCAUGUUCUCAAUAUAAAAUACUUGUCAUGCCUAAUGUACAAUGAUAGUUUGGUCAUACGAGAACGUUUAAUUAAAUUCUGAUGAAGUGAUCUGCAAUUAAUAUUGCUAUGCAGAAUCUUCCCAAUCGUGUUUUAAUUUUACGCUCAACAACGAGGCUUUCUUUACAAAAUAUUUAGUUUUAUCCGGCUUUUCUUUGUAUAGUUGAAAUUAGUUAUUACAUCUUGUAAGGAAACGGAAACGAGUGCUAUGAUGUAGAAGAGCGUUGAAGAUACGCGCGAUAAAGAUGUAAACGCCACAUAGUAAUGAGCUAGAGUUAACUUGUAUAUCGUUGCAUAGCACAUUUUGAGAUAUUAAAACAUGUUUAUACAAAGUAAUUGAAAUGAUUUCACAGUUUAAGUGAAUCACUUUAUAUUUGUUCUUUUCAAUCGGUACCUUUUUGAUGGCGGUCACAAUGGUCUAGUAAUUAUU